AUGAAAACGCUCGUUCGCCGAGCGACCCUCAUGGCUCUGCGCAACAGCCAAUGCACAUCCUUCUCAUUGCAGCAUUCUAUCGUCUCUGGUAUUUCAGUAUCGCAGCCGCGCUUUCUGUCGAAUAAAAGCGGAGAUGACUCGCACUCAGAUUUCAAGCCACAGUAUCAUGCCGCUAAGUCCUCAGAGACAGACGAGAUUCUCAAGAUGAUUGAUGAUCACGUUAAAACGUACCCUAUCAUGCUAUACAUGAAGGGUACACCGUCGGCUCCUCAAUGUGGUUUCAGUAUGCAGGUAGUACGUGCUUUGCACGCUCAGGGCGUGAGUUUUGACAGCGUGAAUGUACUGGACCACCCAGAGAUCCGUGAAGGUGUUAAGAAAUACUCGCAAUGGCCAACGAUCCCGCAGCUAUACGUUAAUGGUGAGUUUGUAGGCGGCUGUGACAUUAUCAUGGACAUGAGCAAGUCUGGCGAGCUAUCUGAGCUGCUGGCGAACUUUAAGAAAAAAGAGGCAUAG
Molecule: messenger RNA, 513 nt
Organism: Plasmopara halstedii
Lineage: Eukaryota; Oomycota; Peronosporomycetes; Peronosporales; Peronosporaceae
Product: grx4 family monothiol glutaredoxin
Exons: 2
Coding region: 1-513 (170 amino acids)
Source: RefSeq, a predicted model, not a curated record